CAUACAUCGUAUCAGUAUGGUCUUGAAGUUUCACGAAGUGGUCAGCUUUCAGGAAGAGUUUCGCUAUGCCAAAGGCCCUGUUAAAGGAGAUGUCAAAGUGUCAAUUGUUGGCCAAGAAAAGGACAGAACAGUUUUGUUUUCAUGGUCAGGGACAUCUUCAUUUUCAGAAGACAAAAUGGUGUCUUAUAUAGGCAUGAAGGAAGCUACGAAUACACUAAGUCAGGUAAUAUAUGAACAUUAUGAAGACAUAAGGAUUGUUGGUGCAUCAAUCAAUGCUGCUAGGACCCUCAUUGCAUUUACAACUGUCUCUAAAGUAGCUCGAGAAUACUGUCAAUUAGCUGAUUUUGAAGAUAUAUAUAGCUCAUAUGUUGCUGAGAUCCAUCCUCAAGGUCGGUGCUUUACUUUAGAUGUUAAUCGAACACACUACCAAAGAGUGCAGUUUCUUUAUGUAACAUUGCCAGGCAAACAGGGAAUGAAUGAAUCAUAUUUGUUGUGUAUGCUUCAUGGAGAAAACAUAGGGCUGUACACGUUUAGCUUGUGUCGUUUACCUGGAUCUGACACUGGCAUAGUGCUACUGGGUAAUCCUCGAAUCAAGGAAGUGUGUAAAGCUUUUCAUUGGUAUCAGUGGGAUGCUGUAUAUCAAAGGCUAUACGUAGUUUGUUUUAGACCCAAAAAGCCGCCAGAGGGCAUUCUUGAACCAGCAAUGUGGUGUUUUGAAUUUCUAAAUGAUAAGCCAUUGAUAGUGAUGGACUUGCCAUUGCCAUUCCUCUUCAAAGAAGAUCAAGCUGUAAACAGACCAUCUUAUCUUAGUGUCCCUGGCUUUAGAACUCUUCCAGAAAAGCACAUCAACCUGGAGGUAGUCAGCUUACCCGGAGUUUCGAGUUGUGGUUCGCUGUUUUUGUGCUAUCAGCAUCCAUCUAGUAAUGAUUCAGAGGUUGAGCAUAAAGGGAAGGAUAUGAUAGUUUACUCCAUCUGCAUGUUGCACCAUGAACACGUUUUAAAGGGACAGAUUCGUGAUGUUAUCCAAGAAAGAAAGAGCAGUCGACUACUCUUUUGUAGUCUCAAUGACUAUGUUGUGGUACUUCUACCUGGUGUUGCUCUUCAUCUUCUCAAUUGCAGUGCAGAACAUGCUCCAGUGCAUCACAUCUUGCUUCAUGAUGUAGGUGUACCUCAAUUUCCUUCUGCAUCUACGAGCAGUUGUUUCUGUCAAUGGGAAACUAGCAUUGAUGGUACUGCCAAUGUUCUGGACACUGUUACACUGAAAGAAUAUCAUAUCAGUUUUGAUCAAAGUGCACUUGCACAUGUGUUCAAGGCAACCCACUUGACAGCAACAAAACUAGCCAUUAUGCAUAUGGCUUUGGUUCAUUUGAACGACGAGUUGUUGGUGAAGAUGUUGCUACGUGAGUUAUGUCUGGAUUCUACUCACCCCGACUGUUCUCAGUUACUGUCUGAUUAUCUCAUAGGUGCAAGUUAUACUUACAUGAAGUUUAAUGUUCUUGUUAAUGAGAAUUCUUUGCUGCAACUGUUGCCUUUGACUGAAACUGACCGGUUUCGUGGUCAUUUGGAGAUGGAUCGACAAGGUCGAGAGGUAGCUCGUAUCACAUAUGUAUUGUUGCCAGAUGUGGAAGAAGGACUAGCCAAGGGUGGUGAUUCAAGUGAUGUUUCACAAGACAAAGGAGUUGUUCAAUUGAAGACAUACCCACAACACACCAAUCCAUUUGCAAGUCUUCUUGAAAACCUUUACCUAAACAAGCAACGUACGCCCAGGUUCUCUCUAAAGACUUUUGCUGAUCGUUUGUCGGAAAAGAGUAAUGCUGUUGUUGGAAAUCAAGAGGAAGAGGAAGAGGUCCCCAGACGAUCCAUGUUUAGGAGAAUGUCGGACUCUUUCAGGUUUCGAACGUCAUCUCAGCUAAGAGCUUCUCAGCACAAACCUUUGUCUUUUCUUGAGCCAGCAAGUGAACAGGAUCCACGUGAAAGUCGUCAUCAAAAGCUGCUGAUUCGAAGUCUUCAAAAUCAUUUUAAGCAAAACAAAGGGCUAGACACAGGAUCUCUUGAUAAGGACGAAAAGUACUCUAAAGUAGCACAGCGAUAUGCUAGUACUCAGAUGAAGCAAUCAGAAGGUUUGUUGCAGAGUAUAUGGAAUUUGCUGGGCUAUGAUGAUGAAAACCACCCAGCUCAAACUUCUUUGUAUAAUUUUAGACAUCAGCUGCUACUAACUGUAGUUAAUUGGUUACAUUUUGUUUCUUUUAUUUGUCACAGAGAAAUCAGAGGCAAUGCUCGAGAUUCUGCUUUGUUUUACUUGGCUGAGCGUUUCUACGCAUCUGUUGAGCGCUGUGGCUUUCCUUUUCCUGGAGGUUUCCACUUCUUUUUUACUUGCAUAGGUUUUCGUUGCCUUCAUCCUCAACUAUUUCUUCAAUAUGUCAACUGCCAUGUUUUUCAUCUCAGCAAUGACUUUCUAAUCAGAUUGAUAAGUGAGCUUGGUGAUGAUCCUGCAAGUACUGAAGUCAAGUUUCAAAUUCUGUGGCGUCUAAAUCCAUUACAGUCGGCGUCUCUUUUGACAAAAUGUGUUCGAGCAGGACACAAAGAAGCGUCAUCGUUGCUUUCUCAGCAGCGUGUGUCAAAACUGUUAGCAGAAGGAGAUAUAGAUGGAAACUUUUCAAGUCCCAGACAACAGCAAGGUCGGAGUGAUACUGAACAAUGUGAUGAUAUGUCUCCAGAAAUUAAAGAUUACAAGCCUUUAGAUUAUCUUAUGAAGACGUUACAAGCUCGCCAACGCCAAAUGGCAGAUGCUGGAAGUAACUCAGGUGAGGCUGAGUCUGCCAGUUUGGAUCUCAUUCAAAAGUAUUGUUGCAAGUCAUUCAAGGCUGUUGUGGAUAGUAGUUAACUGAGACGAUUUAGGAAUUCAGAUAAUAUGCUUCCACUCGCAUUGCUAUGUCAUUAUUGAUUAUUAUCAAAUACACAAGCGAUUAGUUACUUUUCAUAUCUUUUUCGGACAUAGUUUUGGCGCAGUAACACUAUUUUAAUUUUAAUGUUACUGCAAUUUAGUUACUACACCAUUUCCAGAUAAAAUUGUUUAUAGUCUCUUCAAAUUCGCAUUUUGUCAGUUCAAAUUCAUACUU
Molecule: messenger RNA, 3119 nt
Organism: Corticium candelabrum
Lineage: Eukaryota; Metazoa; Porifera; Homoscleromorpha; Homosclerophorida; Plakinidae
Product: protein pigeon-like
Exons: 37
Coding region: 17-2884 (955 amino acids)
Biological process (GO): positive regulation of amyloid-beta formation
Cellular component (GO): trans-Golgi network
Source: RefSeq, a predicted model, not a curated record